Chlamydomonas reinhardtii is the source of this 2888-nucleotide messenger RNA. RefSeq lists its product as uncharacterized. The record is from RefSeq and is a predicted model, not a curated record. Bases 235 to 2448 code for a protein of 737 amino acids. NCBI's taxonomy places the organism in Eukaryota, Viridiplantae, Chlorophyta, Chlorophyceae, Chlamydomonadales, Chlamydomonadaceae. The transcript has 11 exons.
CAUUAACAGAACUACCAAUAGGGCUGCUCAGCACAAAAAUGAAUAUGUCUAAGAGUUCGAGGGUCCACUUAAACCAAACUCUGGAUGAGCCCUUGAAUACGGGCUCAAAUUAGAGUACCUUACAGCUUCAAGGAAAGGAAAUAGGAAAUGGCACACGAAGUUGGCCAUGCUGAGUUCGACGUCACGCCGCUGCAAAAGGCGUUCCUCGCUCUGGCCGCCAAGGUGGACCAAUGCAUGCGAGAGAAUGCGCAGCUAAAGGCGGAAGUUGCGGAGCUGCGGGUGGGCAAGCGGCUGGAUGCUUUGGAGCAGGGGCUGCAGCAGCUGGCGGAGACGGCGGCCAGUGGCGGCGGCGGCGGCGGGGGAUUGAUGAUGAUGAUGGGGGGAGGCGGGAUGAUGAUGGGGGGAGGAGGCGGCGGCGGCGGCGGCUUCUGGGGCGGCGCGCCCACAAUGACCGGCCUGCUCCCGAGCGCGUCGCAGGAUAAUGUGGGCAGCAUGUUGGUGGGCGCAACCGGCGCUGCCGACGGCGCCGACGGCGAGCCCUACGGCGGCGGCGGCGCCGCAGCCGACGGGUUACAUCGCGCCGCUUCCGCCGCCAACGCCGCCGGCGGGCAGGUGGCGGCAGGCGGCGGCGGCGGCGGCGAUGCGGGCGUUAGCACGUCCGGCCGCACGGCGGCGGCGGCUGCGGAGGGCCGCACGCCGUCGCUGACGGCGGGCCGAACGCCGUCGGCGGCGGCGCCGUCAGUCAGCGGCCCUGGGGGCGCGCCGUCGGCGGGGCGCAGCGGCGGCGCCGUCGCCAACGGCGGCGGCGGCGGCGGCACCGCUAGCCCGUUGGGCCGCGCGGCGGCGACGGCGGCGGCACAGCCGAUGCAGCAGGCGAUGCAGCAGCAAGGCAGCCGGCCUAGCUCACACAUGCAGCAGGGGGUGCCCAUGUUGGGCGGCAGCGGCGGCAUGGGUGGCGGCGGCAUGGGUGGUGCUGGUGGCGGCGGCGGCGGCGGCGCGGGUCACAUGGGCGUGGUGGAUCCGGUGUGGCUGGUGCAGGAGGUCGUGGGGCUGAGGGACCGCGUGGGUGCGAUGGAGCGCAAGGCGGAGGCGCUGUGGCACGUGCAGGAGGAUGACGAGGCGCUACGUGGUGCGGUGGAGCGGCUGCGUGCGGACGUGGUGUCGCUGCAGGGCAAUGUGCAGGAGGCGCAGGCCUCCGCCGCCGCCGCCGCCGGCCACGCGGAGCGCCAGGCGGCUGACGCGGCAGAGGGGGUGCUGUACGCCAAGGAGCUGCAGGACCGGGUGCACACACUGGAACUGGGGGCGAUCAAGACGGCCCUGGCUGAGAAGUUAGAUCUCACCAAGUUCAGCGAGUUUAAACUGCAGGUCCGCGCCAUCCUGGCUGACGUGGAGGACCGCCUGCGGGACUGGUCGCCGCUGGCUCUGGGCACCAAGGCGCAGCUGGGAGCAGACGGCUUCGGCGGAGGCGGAGGCGGCGGCGGCAUGGGCGGCGGCGGCGGCUCGGGGGCGCCGACCUGCCUCCUGUGUGACAGCCGCGUGCGCACGGUCCGCGACCUACGCGCUAUGGGCUUCCAGGACAGCGACCGCGUCUUCACACCCGACCGCCUGCCGCUCACAGACCCGCUGCUACCCAGCAUACAGGGCAACCGGGCUGCCUCCAUGGGCGCACACCUGAACGCCCGGCUGGCGGGAGGCCGCACCGCCUCCGAUGCCCGCCUGCGCUCCACCUCUUCCCUCAUGGAGUCCAUGCCGGCAGACGGCAUCAGCGGCAUCGGCGGCCUGGGCGCCACAGGCGGCCGCCUCGGCAGCCCCGGCGGCGCCGCCGCCGCCGGAGGCGGCGGCGGCGGAGCCGCCGCUGCCGCGGCGGCUGCCGCCGCCGCAGGCCUGGGCGCCGCCAGCGGCGCGGGGCACUUGGCGGCGGCGGUGGACGCGGGCAGCUUUGCCAGCCUGCCGGCGGCGCAGAGCCGGGAGGAGCGGCUGGCUGGGGUGGGCGCGGCGCGGCAGGCGUCGGCGCGGGGGCUCAAGGUCAAGGUGGAGACGGUGUCGGGAAGCAUCAUGAGAGGCCAGCUUCCGGCGGGUUCGGGAGCGGGCGCCGGAGGAGGCGGAGGUGGCGGGAGUGGGCACGCCGCGGGCUCGGGCUCGGCGGCGGCGCGCGCGCCGCGCAGCCCGGUGGCGGCGGCCGCGACGGCGAGUGGGAUGCCGGCGGCGGCGGCGCACCAGUUGGUGGUUACCGGCGGCUUGUCUCCGGCGAUGGCGCACCACCACCAUGCAGCGCAAAACGGCGGCGGCGGAAGCAUGGGUGGUGGCGGAGAGGGUGGUGGUGGUGGUGGAGAGGGCGGGGGGAGCGGCGGGCAGCUGCAGCCGGUCAGCCCGUGGCGAGCGGAGCCGCCCAGCCCGUCAUUGGAUGCAGGGCCGGGCGGGCUUCUGGGUUCACAGGAGGCGGCGUGAGGAACAGAGGAAGGAGGCGCGCGGCGUGUGUGUUCACGUGUUGUGAGGCGUGGCGUUACGGACCUCGCGAUUUGAGACAGAGGCAUGGGCUGUGUGGACUGUGUGGAGCCGAGGCCACUGAACAGAUUGACAGAAUGACAGAAAGGGAGGCACCAGCCCGUGAUGCAGAUGGUAUGGCGGCGGCGGGUUUGCGAUCCGCUUGAUCAGGGGGGUCCGGGGGGUUCAGAAUCUUGCACGUGCCCGCCGCCCCUCGCAUGUAGAAUGCUUGACUGGUGCCAGCACGUGAAGCCGGACAGCGCUGAACCGUCGCCCGCUGAUGUGGGGCUGUAGUGUGCGCGGCCCACGAGGCGAUGUUGGGCGGUAGUUCUGCUUGGGUGUUCACGGGUCAGACCGUGCUGCCCCCAACUCUGAACUCCCUCACACCAUACGCAUUAGUUUCG